Manduca sexta (tobacco hornworm) is the source of this 2634-nucleotide messenger RNA. It is a transcript of the gene Arp1, whose product is annotated as alpha-centractin. Bases 116 to 1246 code for a protein of 376 amino acids. The transcript has 9 exons. The record is from RefSeq and is a predicted model, not a curated record. Lineage: Eukaryota; Metazoa; Arthropoda; Insecta; Lepidoptera; Sphingidae.
UCUUCCCACUUUUAUUGUUUAUGGAACACAGGACAAGAAGUACCGAUGUGUAGUCUAAGUGAAAUUUAUUGAAAAAUACAGUAUUUAAAGUAUUUAUUGAUUAAAUUAACACACAAUGGAGUUAAACGACGUGAUUGUAAAUCAACCCGUCGUUAUAGACAACGGCUCCGGAGUCAUUAAAGCGGGCUUUGCUGGCGACCAGAUACCAAAAUGCAGAUUCCCAAAUUACAUCGGCCGCCCAAAACACGUGCGCGUGAUGGCGGGCGCGCUAGAAGGCGAGCUGUUCGUGGGCCCUCGCGCUGAAGAGCACCGUGGCCUGCUCAGCAUCAAAUACCCCAUGGAGCAUGGCAUUGUCACUGACUGGAAUGAUAUGGAGAAAGUGUGGAAUUAUAUAUACAGCAAGGAUCAGCUGUCCACAUUCUCAGAGGAGCACCCGGUGCUGUUGACGGAGGCGCCUUUGAACCCUCGCCGCAACAGGGAGAAGUCAGCAGAGGUGUUCUUUGAAACAUUCAACGUGCCCGCGCUGUUCCUCUCCAUGCAGGCAGUGUUAAGUUUAUACGCGACAGGGCGUACGACAGGCGUGGUGCUGGACUCCGGCGACGGCGUCACCCACGCAGUGCCCAUCUACGAGGGGUUCGCGAUGCCGCACAGCAUCAUGAGGGUGGAUGUGGCCGGACGUGACGUCACGCGGUAUCUCAGACUGCUCCUGCGCAAGGAGGGCGUGAACCUGCGCACGUCUGCGGAGCUGGAGAUCGUGAAGGCCAUCAAGGAGCGCGCCUGCUACCUCUCACCCAACCCGCUCAAGGAGGAGACGCUCGAGACGGAGCGUGCGCAGUACACGCUGCCCGACGGCACGCAGCUCGAGAUCGGGCCGGCGCGGUUCCGAGCGCCAGAAGUGCUGUUCAGACCUGAUCUCAUUGGCGAGGAGUGUGAAGGACUCCACGAGGUGCUCAUGUUCGCGAUUCAGAAGUCUGACAUGGAUCUGCGGAAGGUGCUGUACCAGAACAUCGUGCUGAGCGGCGGCUCCACGCUGUUCCGAGGGUUCGGAGACAGGCUGCUGGCCGAGAUAAGGAGGCUGGCGCCCAAGGACAUGAAGAUCAGGAUCUCAGCACCACAAGAGCGUCUCUACUCUACGUGGAUAGGCGGUUCUAUUCUCGCGUCGCUCGACACAUUCCGCAAGAUGUGGGUCUCUAAACGCGAGUACGACGAGGAGGGACACCGCGCCGUGCACAGAAAAACAUUCUAAAAUGUUAUAUAUACAUAAUCAAAUCCGAUGAAUGUAUGAAAAGUGUUUAAAUAUUUUGAUUCGAAAAACGAAUCGAUCAAUCCAGAUAGCUAUCGUUAGAUCGAUUCUGAAAAUAAAUCAUAAAAUGAGAGUUGCUAUUAGAAGUAUACAUUUUCAUGGUCCAGGGAUAUGGACCAAAAUCGCUUGUCUUUAAUUGUUAGAUGUAAUCAGACGACUAUCUGCCCUUAACUGGCAGGAAUGUUAAUAUAUAUCUAUGAAAAAGACCGUCAUACGCACCUUUACGGUCUAAUAUUCAGUUAGUUAACUAAGUAGGAUCUAUAAUUCAAAAUUGUGUUGUGCCUCGUCGAUUAUACGGCCUUAUUAAUAUGCUUAGCCAAACAAACCUGUCAUAUAUUCAUCGGCUUUGAUAAAUAACUUAUUUUAGUCGCAUUAAUCGUAUGCUAAGCGAAGAUUGUAUGUAUGUUUGUAUUUGAAGUUAGCGCGGGCAGUCAACAGAUGGCGUUGUUAUCAAACGCUAGUGAAGUUAGCGAAUGUCGGCGCGGAAAUAUAAGUACCCUCAGUGAAUGAAAAAAAAUCUUUUAUAUUCUGUAUUUAUUCAAAUAUUUUCAUGUAUCAAAGGGCUUGAAUCAAAUCGUUAAUUAAAAUAGUUUAUAUUUAAAGGUGCAAAAAGUGACAGGUUUGUUUUUAUGUCUGUCCUGCACGUACAAUGCUGAAUUAUGUAAAAAAUCCAUUCCUUAUUCGUGUAGCGCUCACGUUCCGUGGAUAUAACUUGAAUAACAGAAAUAGUAUGAAAUAAUGCUUUUUAUGCAUACUACUCAAAGUGAAUAUAGUUUCUAAUACUAAGUAAUAUACAGUUAAAUGUGGUUCUAUUCCUUGGCACAGCUUUGGUAUAUACUUAGGCUUCUACGUGUAAACGAGUUGGUUUGCACCUAAAAUUCAACUAAGACCGCUUUGAACUUGUGUUUAUGUAUGAGUUGCACCGAGCUACAUUGGAACCGACCUUAAACGCGUGGCAGUCAGUUCCUUUGCAAAAAAUCGUGUGCAAAGUCCCAUUGAUUGAUUCAGAACCCAAUACGAGCACUAAAAUCUAAAUAAUCUCAGAAUAGUGAUUUGUGCCCCGUACUUUGUCAAUAAACUUGUUGCUAAUAAAAAUGACUCAACAUGGAAGCAUGUUGCGACUUUGUCUGUACCCCAGCGGGCAAGGCGUGAUGUUUGUUCCAAGCUCUCAUUCCUAAAGCAGCUGCAAUGUAACGCAUGUUUAUAUAACGAAUUUAGGUUGCAAAGUGAUUUAUAUAACGGAUAACAGAGCUUAUUGUAUUAAGUUUAAGCACGCAGUUAAGUAUUGAAGACAUUCUUUUUGUAUAUUAAUAAAUUAUUUUUUUUCUCAA